UUCCGGGGCACUGACUCCUGCUUGCUGACAACGAAUAAGUCAGUUUUGAUCGUACCAUCUACUAUGCACUCUCAUUUUCACGUGUAUAUAGAGACGAGGACGUCAUGUUUAAAUAAUAGUUAACGAGUUACUUCUUCAACGUCAAGAACUUGCACAUACCACUACCAGGUAAAGUAGCAUCCUCUUGCUUCUGCGUCGUAGUCUACGAACUCUCUUACUAAGAUUGAGAUUUGGAUUUCAUCUCUGCAACUCGCGCUCCACUACCAGAAAAAAAAAUGUCGAACCCCACUGCUGUUUUCGAGACGUCCAUGGGCACGUUUGAGGCCGAAAUCUACCUGGACAAGAUGCCAGUGACGGCGUCCAAUUUCAUCGACCUCUGCAAUACCGGUUUCUACAAUGGCGUCCACUUUCAUCGCGUCAUCCCGAAUUUCAUUUAAGGCUUUUUCUUUGGGGGUCUUAGAAGUCGCAAGUAGAAAUAGUGUUGUACCAGAAUGAGAAUAAAACAAGUUUUUACAGCUUGAACAAAAGCUUCUUGUUACCGACCAAGAAUUGCUAUGUGACCACCUUCUAGUCUCUCUAAUCCACGAACCAAUUUGGUUGCCCGUACGCCAAAGACGCGAAGAAUCCGCGUAGCGGGACCGGUGGACCUCAGCCAGGCUCUAAAUUUGAAGUGAUCGGAAGUGGAAAGGUACUAGCUUUCCAUUUUUCUGCUUUGUUCUACUGAAAGAGUCUUCGAGAGAACGUUUAAGUACAACUCGUAAAGAACAUUUUAGAGCAUUCAAAAGAAGAACACUGAAACCAGUAGAACUACAUCAGACCCCUGAUAACCGUGUGACAAGAACCCUGCGUAGCUCCUUUCGUCUAUAUCUCUCGUGCUUGCCUCUCAGACCAUCACCGAGGGAAGCAACUACAUCCUUUUCACCUUCUCUCCGACAUCAUAUCUCAUCUAUUAUGGGAAUAUCGUAAGGUUUUGGAAAUUUCACUACUAUCUCCCCUUCCGCCUCAGACCAUCACCCGUGACAACCGUGAGGGCUGCAUUCCGGAUGAAUUUGCGGCGAAGAUUACAAAUGCCCCAGGCACUCUGUCAAUGGCCAACACUGGAGCGCCAAACAGUGGCGGAUCGCAGUUCUUUCUCAACGUGGCGCACAACGAUUUUCUCGACUUCUUCAGCCCAGGAGAGAGCAAGCACCCGGUUUUUGGAAAGGUACUGCUUCCAUUUCUUUGAUUUUUUGAGUCCAAUCUAUAUCGAAGAAACACAUGAUGCUUUUAGUUUUACAACUUCUCUUCGUUCUUCUGGUUGUCCUUCAUCAAAAACACAUUCUUUCAAAGACACAAGCAAGAGCCUUAUCUCUGACUUCAUCUAGGUAACACACCCUUUGAGAGACACAAGCAAAAAUCUGAUCAAAAGUCAAAACAUUCCGUCCUGUACUUCAUAUAGGUAACGAAGAACAUGGAACUGGUGACGAAAAUUUCUGGAGUCCAGACUGACGCCAACGACAAUCCAAAGCAGCCUAUUAAGAUGUUGAGCCUCAAAAUUCAAGGAAUCUAAAUCACUUUGUUGAUAGAAGGAGUCACGACGAUGUUGAACGCAUUAAUAGAAAUAACUAACGAGGACAGGAGUCACAAUUCUUCAGAUGUUGAUGAUAGGAGUCUGAAUUACUAUGUUGACCUUAACAGAAGUUACAAUUAUGGAAAUGGAAGAAUAUGAUGAUGGCCCUCAAAAUGCAUCAAGAGGGCUUUUUCAGAUACCAAUAUUGCAUUACUGGAAACGAAGAAGGUUUAGAUAUUUCUAGAGCCCUCUACUCGUCCGGCACUUGAGGCGCAGGGCUGAGGCAGGAGCCCAAUCUAAUCUAAUCUCGUCCAGUUUACUCACAGAAGCUGUUACAUACCGCAGGAUAUUAGAGCAAAAAGAUUUUUUCAACAUAUGUCAUAUCACCAGGGCUCAAUCGAAGGAGGAGGCCUUAAUAGGUAUGCCAACGCGGCGGCGGCUAAUGAAGAUCUUACCACAUAAACUUAAACAUUAUUAACAUAUUUCUUGUCCGUUGAUUAAUCACCGUCUAGUCCACUCACAUUAACAUAUUUAACAUGAUGCAUGAUUGGUAGUCGUGGCAGUGAUGGAGAAAAUAUACAAACAAGUUCGCACGCAUGAUUCCUUUGUAACAUUUGAGUGGAACAACAAAGACAUUUAGCGGAGAUGCAACCUGCUAACUGAUACUGACUGCAUCAUGAACUGGGAGCGCCAUUGCCAGUUGCAUUUUUAUUCAAUCGUGUAAAAAGACUUCGCAAGAACAAAACUUCGUAUUCUUAGAACAAGAGUUGUAUCAAGAGGCGGGUUCUUGUACCCGUACUCCUGCAGCAGCUCUGGCUCGUACUUGUUGGCCUUGGGGCCCGGAAGAUUCUUCAUGAAGUUUGCCAUAGCCGGCGGAUGUCGCACUUAGCGUUCUAGCUGGAGUGAAACCCCCUG
Molecule: messenger RNA, 2464 nt
Organism: Amoebophrya sp. A25
Lineage: Eukaryota; Dinophyceae; Syndiniales; Amoebophryaceae
Source: the annotation of a GenBank genome assembly